Paramisgurnus dabryanus is the source of this 4301-nucleotide messenger RNA. RefSeq names its product TLE family member 3, transcriptional corepressor b (gene tle3b). Gene Ontology annotation, biological process: negative regulation of canonical Wnt signaling pathway; regulation of DNA-templated transcription. Gene Ontology annotation, cellular component: transcription regulator complex; nucleus. Gene Ontology annotation, molecular function: protein binding; transcription corepressor activity. The record is from RefSeq and is a predicted model, not a curated record. Lineage: Eukaryota; Metazoa; Chordata; Actinopteri; Cypriniformes; Cobitidae.
UGAGCCCGCGUGUCAGUGGGCAGUCUGUGUGUGGUACUGGAGAAGAUACUGGGCAAAACGAUUGCGAGCGGAUGGCACGUAGGAACCAAACUUUUCACCAUCAAACAUUUAAAACAAACAAACGGGGAUUGGGCGAAUCGACCAACAACUGGAUUUCUGCGAAUUUUGAACAACCGAGACCCGAGUCUUAACCGAGUAUUAACUGGGAAAAACAUUUUCCAAUCGAUUGUAGGCGCUGCUCUUCUAGGGUUGGGAUUGUACGCAGCCCAGCCGACAACCGAUUCUCAACCAGCGCCUCGUAUAAGGUCACGAGUGGAGGACUUCGACGAUUCCUCCGCGUGAGGAAUUACUGCUGUAUUUACCUUUGUGGAAAGGGACUUAAUGGAGACAAAAGGAUAACUGGGAUAAGGUGUGGGAGAAACUCGCGUGGAUCGGGCGGACGGACCGAGCGUUGUGCGUCCGUUUGUGCUGGGAGGGCUGACGGACAGACGGACUCGGAUUACUGAGGAGCGCCACAUCCACUGGAUCUUAACCUCAGAAAGGAUACAUUCAAGAUGUAUCCACAGGGCCGGCAUCCGGCACCUCACCAGCCUGGUCAGCCAGGUUUCAAAUUCACAGUAGCAGAAUCAUGUGACAGGAUUAAAGAUGAAUUCCAGUUCCUUCAAGCUCAGUACCACAGUCUUAAAGUGGAGUAUGACAAACUGGCCAAUGAGAAGACUGAGAUGCAGCGACACUAUGUAAUGUACUACGAGAUGUCCUAUGGGCUGAACAUUGAAAUGCAUAAACAGACUGAGAUUGCCAAACGGCUAAAUGCUAUUCUUGCUCAAAUCAUGCCUUUCUUGUCACAAGAGCACCAACAGCAGGUCGCUCAGGCUGUUGAACGUGCUAAGCAGGUGACAAUGACCGAGCUGAAUGCCAUCAUCGGGGUACGUGGACUUCCCAAUCUGCCUCUCACCCAGCAGCCUCAUUCUGUUUAUCCUGCUUUGAUGCAGCAGCAGCUCCAGGCUCAGCACCUUUCCCAUGCUGCUCACGGUCCCCCGGUGCAGCUGCCUCCCCACCCCUCAGGGCUGCAGCCCCCCAGCAUCCCUUCAGUCACCGGUACAACGCCUGGUUUACUGGCACUCGGCGCUCUUGGUAGCCAGGCACACCUGCCAGUCAAAGAUGAGAAGAACCACCAUGACCUGGAGCACAGAGAGCGGGAAUCCAGCACGCAGAAUAAUUCAGUAUCACCGUCAGACAGCCUGAGGGCCAGUGAAAAACACAGAGGUUCAUCUGACUACAGUCUGGACUCAAAGAAGCGCCGAGUGGAAGAGAAAGACAACCUGAGCCGUUAUGAUAGUGACGGUGACAAAAGCGACGAUCUUGUUGUGGAUGUGUCCAAUGAGGAUCCAGCCACCCCAAGGGUCAGCCCAUCUCACUCUCCUCCUGAGAACGGACUUGAUAAGGCCAGAGCACUGAAGAAAGAUGCCCCCAACAGCCCCGCCUCUGUGGCCUCCUCCGGCAGCACCCCUUCUUCGAAAGUGAAGGACCACUCACAUAACGACAAGUCCUCCACCCCAGGUUUAAAGUCCAACACCCCCACCCCACGCAAUGAUGCUCCUACCCCGGGAACCAGCAACACCCCUGGGCUCAGGCCCAUACCCGGCAAACCUCCCGGUAUUGAAACACUGGCAGCACCUGCUCUUCGUACACCACUGUCUAUCGCAGCACCCUACGGGGCUCCGUUCGCAAUGAUGGGUCAUCACCCAGAGAUGAACGGUUCGCUGACCAGUCCCGGUGUUUAUCCAGGCCUGCACAUCUCCCCUCAGAUGACAGCCGCAGCUGCCGCUGCUUAUGGACGCUCACCUAUGGCGGCCUUUGAUCCUCAUCCCCACAUGCGUGCUCCUGGUUUACCACCAAGUAUGACCUCUAUACCUGGAGGAAAACCGGCCUACUCCUUCCAUGUUAGCGUGGAUGGACAGAUGCAGCCAGUACCUUUUCCUCCAGACGCUCUGAUUGGACCAGGCAUACCCCGUCACGCCCGUCAGAUCAACACGCUCAGCCACGGUGAGGUUGUGUGCGCUGUAACCAUUAGCAACCCCACGCGGCACGUCUACACUGGGGGCAAGGGCUGCGUGAAGAUCUGGGACAUCAGUCAGCCCGGGAGCAAGAGUCCUGUCUCGCAGCUCGAUUGUCUGAACAGGGAUAACUACAUCCGUUCAUGUAAGCUGCUUCCUGAUGGUCGGACUCUGAUUGUCGGAGGAGAAGCCAGCACUCUGACCAUAUGGGAUCUGGCCUCCCAGACACCCCGUAUCAAAGCCGAGCUCACCUCUUCUGCUCCAGCCUGCUACGCGCUAGCGAUCAGCCCUGACGCCAAGGUCUGCUUCUCAUGCUGCAGUGAUGGAAAUAUUGCAGUUUGGGAUCUUCAUAACCAAACACUUGUCAGGCAGUUCCAGGGGCACACAGAUGGGGCAAGUUGUAUAGACAUUUCCCAUGAUGGCACCAAAUUGUGGACAGGUGGCCUUGACAACACUGUUCGUUCCUGGGACCUGAGAGAGGGACGACAGCUCCAGCAGCAUGACUUCACUUCACAGAUCUUCUCUCUGGGCUACUGUCCGACGGGCGAGUGGUUGGCCGUAGGAAUGGAGAGCAGUAAUGUGGAAGUGCUUCAUCACACCAAGCCAGACAAGUACCAGCUGCACCUGCACGAGAGCUGCGUCCUCUCCCUCAAAUUUGCCUACUGUGGGAAAUGGUUUGUGAGCACUGGGAAGGACAAUCUUUUGAAUGCAUGGAGAACUCCCUAUGGUGCCAGCAUUUUCCAGUCAAAGGAGUCCUCAUCUGUCUUGAGCUGUGACAUCUCGGCUGAUGAUAAAUACAUCGUGACAGGAUCUGGAGACAAGAAGGCCACUGUGUAUGAAGUGAUCUACUAAAUUUACACCUCUGACUGCCGCCUCAGCGGAUUUCAAAGCCUGCGAAUGGAACUUAUCUUCAAGCCUGUUUUGAAUGGAUUCAAGGGGUCACCCCUCCAUCUUUUUCUUAAAGAUAUCUACAGUAGGAAUCCAGGUUGGCAUUUGGUUCGUCCACUCGGCCGGCAUCAGUACCAGAUGUUUAUUAGCACACCUGGAUUCUUGCUGCAAGUGGAGCAGUUGGAAAAACUGUCCCGAGGACUCCCUGACAGCACUAAUAUAGUAAAUAUUGUCAUGCCUUUGCUUUCAGUGUGCUCAUGGGAUUGUGUGUGCCUAUUCCUUCUGUAGUUUUUCCCUUCCUUUGAACACAGUGAACGAUCUGUGAUGUAAUAUGAAGCAGUGCUUCGGUUUUAGCCUCCUGCUCCUUGGACAAUUUGUUAAAAAGUGUAUAUAUGGAGUAAUAAAGACAUUUUAUAAAUAUAUAUAAUUAUAUAUAUUUCCAUGUCCUGAUAUACUUGUGAUGGGUUUCUUUGUCCUCAUGUCCUUGAUGCUUGAUGAAUGUAGAUUAGGACACCUUUCGGUUUUGCAAGCACACGCUCUUGUUAAAAGUGAGACACGAAAACCUUUACGGAGACUUUGUCUUUAUUUUUUGGUAACUUUUUUUGGGUUUCGAGUCUCUGCUGUUCAUUAAAACGAGAUCAGACUGGAGUCCUGCAUGAGUCAGGAUCCGACAGAACACAGCGAAAUGAAAGGAAACGCCCGAGAGGAGAGUCAGUUGUAAAUUGAAAGGGAUGUUAAACUCUGAGGAUAACUAACUGUACUACUUGUCUGUGCCCUUGGCCUUGUGUGCUGUCUUGGCGGAGAGAGGAAUUCAGAUAAUGAAGUGUGACUGCAACAUUCUGAUGCAACAUGGAUUGUACAUCGUGAUGAGUAACAUGCCAACUUAUCCCGUGAGCUUGACGCUGUUGUUGAAGUGGGAUAUGACUGACAGCUUAACUCUGCUGUGGAGAUUCCCGCCCUUAUGAGCCUCCAGCCCAGUGUUUGGGCUGUCACAGAUUUAUGUAAACCUUUUCAUGAGCGAAUCAAGUUGGGGUUUGUUUCUGUAAGUUGAGCCAGUUUUCUAAUGAAUAUAUUCUUGGCCUGCACUUGACUUUGGUGAUGUGGAAGCACAGUGUGAAAGUGAGCGUAAGACAGCAGCUUCCCGAUCAUGGAUAGUGUGGAUUGUUGGACCCUACAGAUCUUUGCUCUAUGGAGCCGUGGAAGAGCCCGUGUCAGUACACCUGAUCUUCAAUACAAUUCCAGACACAUCUGCCUUUCACAACCUCUCAACUUCACACCAAAGUAUGUAGCAAACUGUGUCAGCACUGAUCAUGUACAGUUGUUAAUAAUUCAAUAAACUUUUUUUUUGUAUAAAAA